AUGGUGUUCAGGUCGCCGCUCGACUUUUUCUCAGCCUCCCGUAUCCUCUUGCCUCACUUCGCGGAUGGGCCCCCUGUUCUGGCCCGCUCUCGGUCCCCGGAGGACCCUCCCUCGGCCUGUCCUCCCCUGGCUCUGCCGGGACUGUGUUUCUCUGCGGCGCAGAUCGCCAGCGUCUGCGAAACUCUGGAGGAGACCGGAGACAUCGAGCGGCUGGCCCGCUUCCUCUGGUCACUCCCGGUGACCGCAGACGGCCGCGACUCCAUCUCUGAGCACGAGUCCGUGCAGCGGGCCCGCGCCGUGGUGGCCUACCACACGGGGAGUUUCCGCGAGCUUUAUCACAUCCUGGAGACGCACCGCUUUACGCGCGCCUCGCACGGUAAACUGCAGGCAAUGUGGCUCGAAGCUCACUACCGGGAGGCGGAGAAGCUCCGGGGGCGGCCGCUGGGACCGGUAGACAAGUACCGCGUGAGGAAGAAGUUCCCGCUACCGAGGACCAUCUGGGACGGAGAGCAGAAGACGCACUGCUUCAAAGAGCGCACGCGGGGGCUGCUGAGAGAAUGGUACCUGCAGGACCCGUACCCGAACCCCGGCAAGAAGCGGGAGCUGGCGCACGCAACCGGACUCACACCGACUCAAGUUGGAAACUGGUUCAAAAACCGGAGACAGAGAGACCGGGCCGCAGCAGCCAAAAACAGAUUGCAGCACCACCGCAUGCGUCCAGACGGCGCGCGUUCACUUAGCGGAGGAGAGUGCAGUCCAGACGGCAGCGGAGAGCGCGCAGAUGGAGAAACUCUUCUCUCAGUAACGGACAGUGACUCCGACUUGGAUGUUUGAGACUUUUAAUC
Molecule: messenger RNA, 845 nt
Organism: Chelmon rostratus (copperband butterflyfish)
Lineage: Eukaryota; Metazoa; Chordata; Actinopteri; Chaetodontiformes; Chaetodontidae
Gene: six3b
Product: SIX homeobox 3b
Exons: 2
Coding region: 1-834 (277 amino acids)
Biological process (GO): regulation of transcription by RNA polymerase II; eye development
Cellular component (GO): nucleus; transcription regulator complex
Molecular function (GO): DNA-binding transcription factor activity, RNA polymerase II-specific; RNA polymerase II cis-regulatory region sequence-specific DNA binding
Source: RefSeq, a predicted model, not a curated record